Etheostoma cragini (Arkansas darter) is the source of this 7147-nucleotide messenger RNA. RefSeq names its product helicase ARIP4-like. Gene Ontology annotation, cellular component: nucleus. The coding region runs from base 222 to 4763 and encodes 1513 amino acids. NCBI's taxonomy places the organism in Eukaryota, Metazoa, Chordata, Actinopteri, Perciformes, Percidae. The transcript has 23 exons. Gene Ontology annotation, molecular function: ATP hydrolysis activity; ATP-dependent chromatin remodeler activity; ATP binding. The record is from RefSeq and is a predicted model, not a curated record.
AUGGAUUUUUUUUAGUGCAGAGCGCAUGCAGGGACUAUCGGGACCGACCCUUUUUCUUUGAGCAAGAAACUGAUGAAUGAGUGGAAGCGGCCAAGCCUGCCCUGCAUCUCAUUACCACUUCAGAAAUAAAAGCGUUUCUGGCGGAGAGACUCGCUGCAGAAACGGGGGACAGAAGGUGAGUGGUGUGGCCAUGCUGCGGUAGCAGCAGCCUUUAGGUCGGGAUGUCUGAAGAGGAGGAGCUGCUGAAUGGGAGGAAAAGGGAGAGCAAGAUCUGCUACAUCACUGAUGAAGACAAAGACAACGAUGGAGAUGAUGAGGACGAGUGGGUACACCGGUAUGACCAGUCCCACAGUGUCCCCUUCAGCUCCGAGAAUGAGGCUCAGGGAGGCGACUCGGCCGUGUGGCAGUGUACCCCACCCCCAUCUACCUCACAGUCAGGGGGGACGCCGGCCCGCCCUCCUCCCUCCCAGCCGGCCUCCAGACCCCGCUCGAGGCCGGCCAGCCAAAGCACCUCCUCUCCCUCCGCCCUGACAGGAACCAAGAAGAGAAGCUCCAAACCAGCACACAUGAGACGCAACAUCAGGAAGUUACUGAGGGAGCAUCAGUUAGAGGCAGUGACCAAAGCCGCCCAGCAGGACGAGUUGGAGAGGAGGCAACGUCUAGAGCAGCCGAGCAAACCUGAUUUCCCCGUACCACUGCUGCCUGAAUACACAACUGGUGAUGUGACAAAGCAUGUGUCUGCAUCAACGGCAUCGCAGCACGAAGUGAAGUCGGUCAGACAGGAAGUGAUCUGCCUGGACUCCAGCAGCACUGGCAUAAGUGAGGAUGACUGCAAGACUAACGUACCCACCUCCGUGGCCAAAGAGCACACACAAAAAUCAGAUGUGAUCAAUCUGAGCUCGGACGAGGACGACUCCAUCGACCACCUCAGCAGCGAAUCCAUCGAGGUAGAAGAGAGCGAGCAGAGCGGUGCGCACGUCAACGAUGCCCUUAACCGAGCGGACAGCCAGGGCCGGGUGCUGGUCAACCCGAACCAUCCAGCUACAGAGGACGACAUUUUCCUGUCAGCUCAGCUGGCUCGAGCAGUCAAACCACACCAGAUCGGUGGAAUCCGUUUCCUGUACGACAACCUGGUGGAGUCGGUGGAGCGGUUCGGCAGCAGCAGCGGAUUCGGCUGCAUCCUCGCUCACAGCAUGGGCCUGGGCAAAACGCUGCAAGUCAUUUCUUUCAUCGACGUCCUGUUCAGGCACACCCAGGCUCACACCGUGCUCGCCAUCGUACCUGUGAACACACUGCAGAACUGGCUGUCAGAGUUCAACAUGUGGGUCCCGCCCCUGGAGGCGUUACCUCCAGAUACAGACCCAGGAUUGGUGACGCCUCGUGCCUUUAAGGUUCACAUCCUCAACGACGAACACAAGAACACAACUUCCAGAGCCAAGGUGGUGGAGAACUGGGCUCGGGACGGAGGGGUGCUACUGAUGGGCUACGAGAUGUACCGCCUCCUGUCGUUGAAGAAGAGCUUUGUGCCCGGGAGGAAAAAGAAGACCAAGAAAACAACGGGGCCAGUUCUCAUCGACCUGGAUGAAGAGGACAGGCAGCAGGAACUGCUCAAAGCUACUGAGAGAGCCUUGGCCCGGCCUGGUCCAGACCUGGUGAUCUGUGAUGAAGGCCAUCGCAUCAAGAACUGCCACGCCAGCACAUCACAGGCUCUGAAGAACAUCCGAACCCGACGCCGCGUGGUGCUGACUGGCUAUCCGCUCCAGAACAACCUCAUCGAGUACUGGUGCAUGGUCGACUUUGUCCGACCAGACUUCCUAGGUACACGGCAGGAAUUCAGUAACAUGUUUGAGCGUCCCAUUCUUAAUGGGCAGUGUGUGGACAGCACGCCUCAGGACGUCCAGCUGAUGCGGUACAGGAGCCACGUCCUGCAUAGCCUGCUGGAGGGCUUCGUACAGAGGCGAGGUCAUGACGUCCUGAAAGACCAGCUGCCCUCUAAAGAGGAACAUGUGAUCCUGGUCCGUCUGUCUCCCCUGCAGAGGGCACUCUACACAGAGUUCAUGAACCGCUUCAAAGAGGCAGGAAACUCCGGCUGGCUCAGCCUCAACCCACUGAAGGCUUUCUGCGUCUGCUGCAAGAUUUGGAACCAUCCAGAUGUGCUGUACGAGGCCUUACAGAAGGAAAACCUGGCCAGUGACCAGGACUUGGACCUUGAUGAAAUCACUUCCACAGGUCCUGCCCGGUGUCCAACCACACCCAAUCAAAAGUCCAAGCGUCUGGAGAACCCUAACCCCAUUGGUGGACUGAGUCUCAACCAGCUGCAGGAGAAAGCCAAUCAGGUCAUCACUUAUGAAUGGGCAAAGGACAUCAUGUAUGACUACAAGCCCGGCCUCCUGGAGAACUCUGCAAAAAUGGUGCUGCUGUUCCAUCUGAUAGAGGAGAGCGUCAGGAAGGGAGACAAAAUCCUUGUCUUCAGCCAGAGUCUGUCCACACUGACGGUGAUUGAGGAUUUUCUGGCUAAGAGACCAGUGCCUCCCUCGCCCAACAUGUCCAGCAGAGACAAACCCAACCAGAACUGGGUCCGCAACCUCAACUACUACAGACUGGAUGGAAGUACAACGGCCUCAGAGAGAGAGAGACUGAUAAACCAGUUCAACGAUCCGUCCAACACCUCAGCAUGGGUCUUCCUGCUGUCAACCAGGGCUGGUUGUCUGGGCGUAAACCUGAUUGGGGCAAACCGUGUGGUGGUAUUUGACGCCUCCUGGAACCCAUGCCAUGAUGCCCAAGCAGUGUGCCGCGUCUAUCGCUACGGGCAGAGGAAGCCAUGUCAUAUCUACCGGCUGGUUUGCGACUUCACACUGGAGAAGAAGAUCUAUGACCGUCAGAUCUCCAAACAGGGCAUGUCAGACCGGGUGGUGGAUGACUUAAACCCUGUGUUGAACUUCACCAAGAGGGAAGUGGAGUCUCUUCUUCACUUUGUGGAGGAGGAGCCUGACUGGUCACAGGUCCAGCUGCAGCCCCACGACAGCAUGGAGAGUGUCCUCAGGAAGGCUCUGCUCCUCUAUCCGCACCAGGUUACUAAGCAACCAUUCCCCCACGAGUCGCUGCUGAUAGACCGCAGGGAGCUGAAGCUGAGCAAGGCUGAGAAGAAAGCAGCAAAGAAAGGUUACGAAGAGGAGAAGAGGGCGUCUGUGCCAUACACUCGCCCAUCCUACGCUCACUACUACCCUGCCAGUGACCAGAGCCUCACUAACAUCCCCGCCUUCAGUCAGAGGAACUGGCGACCACCUCCGCGUACUGAAGAGAAGCCCGGGGCCACUGUCCGGCCAGUCCAGUCAACUCCAGUUCCCAUGACACCCCGUCAGGUGUCUGCAGGCUCUGACCCAGGCAAUGACUCAUCAGGAUCCAGCCUCGGAGGUUUUCCUAUCAACUGCCUACAAAAAGCCGGUGUGUUUGUACAGAGGAUCGUCACCACUACUGACAUCGUGAUUCCAGGCACCAACAGCUCAACAGAUGUCCAGGCCAGGAUCACUGCUGGAGAGAGCAUCCACAUCAUCAGAGGCACCAAAGGGACUUACAUCAGGUCGUCCGACGGCCGAAUCUUUGCCAUCAGAGCUGCUAAUAAGUCCAAGACUGCAGGGGAGAGUUCUACAGCACCACCCAAAGACUCCCAAGCUAUACCGGAGGAAGUGUCAAACAAAAGCAGUAACGGUUGCCUGUCACCUGACAGGAAGCAGCAGGUACCCUUCAAGACUGCACCCCGCCCUCUUUCACCUGACGGCCCAGAGAUCAUCAGCGAGUUGCAGCGCUACACAAGUAGCACUGGAGCUGGCCCCGCCGCAGGCUCUGGAGCUCAGCCAGAGAGGGCAGCAGAGAGCAACAAGAACAACCUGCCUUCCACCAAACCGGUUCAGACCAAUGGCAGCAGUGGGAGCAGUUUUUCUCCUGAAAAUAUGAGCAACCAUGAUGCCUCUGUGAUUAGUGUACUCCAGCCCAACAUGGACAUAACUGCAGCCCAAGACCUAAGAACAGGUUCCAAGCGCAGCGCUUCUACCCCACCCCUGGAUGAGCAGCCCAGUAAGCAGCCCUCUGCAGGCAAACAAUCCUCAGCCUCUCUGGCCACUCAAGGCUUCCCCUUCACCGGGCGCUACGGCCUCCCUCCUCUCAGCCUCAACUCUGGCAUGUUGGGUGGAUCACUGGACCACCCACUCUUCAUGGGGGCAGGCUUGCCUUACUUCCAGCCGCCCCACACUCAACUGGGGGACCCCAGUUACAUGUACCCAGAUUUGUUCAGCUUUGGCGGAGCCAGCGCAGACCCCACCUCCUCUUCCUCGUCCUGCUCAACAACCACUGCGGCUGCCUCCUCAUCAUCUUCUGCAUCAGUCAAAGCUGCCAGUUCCGUUCCAGGAGCCCUGCCGCCAUUUAUGCUUUGCCCCAGCAUGGUGGGUAUGGCUGGGAUGCUCCCAGCAGGCUUCCCUCUGUCUUACAGUCAGUCUAUGGCUAGCCUCUACACAGGCUCCAUGCUCCCUGGAGGGCUACCGGGUCCAGCCGCCACUCCUGGUCCAGCUGGAGCCAGCUUCCUCUCCCAGUACCCUCCUACUGCUGCCUCCAGUUCCUCCUCAUCUUCUCCUUCAUCCUUUUCCCCUUCAGCGCGGUCUGAGGGCUGCCGGGGCCCGGUGCUUAUUAACUGCGGGAUUGUCAGCAGCUCCAGCAGCUCUAGCAGCUCUGAUGAUGAUGAUGAUGUAAUUGAGGUGAGGGGACAGUGACAGACGAAUGAUGAUAUUGUUUGAGUAAGAUUGAUUCAAUUUAGAACUCAUCGAAAUAGGAGGUCAUCCUGUUUUCCUGGAUUCAAAGGGCCCGUGCCCAAGGCCGUGAGUGAAACUAACAAAAAAAUAAAGGCAACUGACAUGGUGACAACUGAGCCCCUGCUAAAGAGUUUCCUUUGUUCGUCUCUACUGCCUUGGAGAAACAGUCUGAAUGGGGAUUGAAGAAAGACUGGACACAAGCUACUAAUCGUAAUGCUGACUGUCAGAAGAUCAAACCAGGGGAAGAAUGAAUGAAUGAAAUGAAAUGGAAAUCAGUGGACUUUGGGCUUCCAAGUUUUUGUGAAAAACUGGCAUUGAAAUACUAAUCACUGGACUAAGAACUGCUGAGUGUGGGCCUGUAGUGACCACAAAUGGCCACUAGUUGUAGUGUUUACUUUGGAGAUUCUAGUUCUGCAGCUUUGCAAAAUGUCAAGACUUUUUGCUUUUUUUUCAGCUAAUCAAAAAGGUGACAGUAGCGUUGAUUUGCUUAAAAAAAGAUUUGAAAAAUUAGUAAGCUGGUAGAAGUGUUUGUUAAAUAUCAGUAACUGAAAUGGUAUUCUUCGUUAGUUGUUAAAUAUUGCUACUGAAUAUUUUCUUCAAAUGGUAAAAAGAAAAGGUAAAGAAGAUCAAACUCAACUUAAAAAAGAAAAAAGAAAAAAAAAGCAUUUUGAUUGAACAUAAUAAUUCACUGCCAGGACAGAGGGGGUAUUGUAAAUCUUUGUUUUUGAAGAAAAACAACUACAGAAGUGGGAUCAUCUUGGAUUAUUGAAGAGGUGGUUGAGGCUUGAUGAGGUUAAAGGCAAUUACUGCAACCUUAAAACUGUAAUGGAAGAAUGUAUGCCUAAUCAAAUGCCUUUAAACCAGGCCUUUUUUUUAAAAACAAUACUCCUAUUUAAGCAUUAGACAUGGGAAGAUCUGAUUUUUCUUAUUUAGUGCAUUUUAUAUUUAUGUAAUCUCUUUUGAUUUUUAAAGAUCAAUCAUUGCCUAAAGACAGCCAGGUGAAAAGGAGAAGAAAAAAAACUGUGUUUUUAUGAGGUGUCCUCCUCGUAGCGGAGAAACAACCAACAGAAAAUGCCUUUUUGCCUCCAUCUUUCUGAAUGUUAACUGUGAGAGAGAGAGGAGGUAAAGAGAGACAGGCGGUCACUGCGGCUCUCUGAAUCUCACCCACAGUCUUACUGUAGCCUAGCGAAAAGCGAUGCAAAACACUCACUCAAGCCUAUAUAUGUAUCCGUACAACCCCAGAGGAAUUGAUCUUGCAGACCCCAAGCUUCGGUUACGCUUGUCCCGUUACUAUUCUUGUGUCUGUGUGUUGUUUUUAAGGGUUACAAAGGAAUCAUUUAAAAAUUUGAAAAAAAGAAACUUGUGUGAAUCGGUUUGGAAGCUCAUUCUGACAACACAGAUUGCACCUCUCUGCUCUGCUGUUUUUAUUUCCCUCUUUCAUCUCGUUUUGGGAACCGAGGUCAUUGUGAAACAGAUUUAUUUAUUUUUAUUAAAGAGAUGGUGUAGCUUUGCCAAAAAGCAAGAAAUGCACAAGCUAAUCAAAGACCUCCGUGGAAGAGAAUUGUGUCUUAAGAAAAAAAAUAACAAUGUAGAGCUGAAUUAAAACUCCACCACAGCAAACACGUUGUCUCUACAGCAUCCUCACAGCCGAGAAGGACAUAUCCAUCUCUCUGUAUGACCUUGCAGGUAACACUGUGCACUGUACUGCACUGUAAAAGAGACACAAAUCUGUAUGUAUACAUCUGUUCAAUGGUUGAAAGCUGGGAAAGCUUCAGCAUGUCACCAAGUUCCCUUUAAAUUUACUACAAACCAUCGCUCUACUGUCUCAGUUGAUCCCCUCUGAUCACACAAACCGAUCGACUACGGUCUGCACUGUCCUUCAAUGGAAAAGGUUCUCCUCCAAAAUGGCUGCAGCAAGAGCUUCAAAUUCCCUCCAGCUCUUUGGUUGAAAGUGAAACUCGGAACAUCAUCAACUAAAGACUGAGAAUUUCCUUAUUUUUCUCUUUCCUGUAUUUGUUCUUCAGGCUGAAAUUGUUAGUUUACUUAUGUUUCAUUUUUGUUCUUCUUUUUACAAUGUUUGAAUUUACCAAAUUAAUUUAUUCGUAACGGUGCAUAUUUAUUCAUUUUUAUUUUUGUACAAUGCUUCCUUUUUAUGCUUUUCUUUCUUUUGUUUGUACAUUUGUAUGGUCAUAUUACUAAUGAUAAAGUGACGAUCUGCUAGUCUGACCCAGUACAUGUGAACUUGCAUGUGUACCAACCAAUUAGUGCAUUACUGUGCACAUUUUAAAUACCAUAUCCCAUUAGAGAUAACUGAUCAGCUAUUGAUUAUGAGAACCCCCCCCCCC